AAGGUCUCAUUGCUACUCGCCACUCGCCACUCCCGAACAGGGCUUCCCUGUUCAAGCCAAGCUCUGAAAUUAAAACUAGAUCUAAAUCUAGACCUAAGACACACGAACUUUAAGAGUUCGUAUAGUACCAAAUUUCGAAACAAAAGUAACUGUACCUAGAUCAGUAAUCGUGUUCUUGUAACUGUAAGCAACUUAAAAAAAAAAAAACCUUUGUAAAAGCUUUUCAAUAAAGUAUAUUUAAUGAUGACAGAUUAGUAGGACAUUAAUUCACAGAAUUGUCUUCAUAAAUAUCUGAUACUUUUGUGAGAAGAGAGUCAACCAGUCAACAUGACAGGAGCGAUUGGCAUCGUCUGCGUUCUGGCAAUCCUAACAGCACAAGCAAUUUCAUCUCCAGUUACCCCUUCUGUAUGUAUAAACGCUCUGGCGCCACCUACUGACCUUCCUGGUGUUAAUCAAAUGGGAAAUGACCCAACCACGCCUCUGUUCCGCCUUCACUUCACAAAACACACGGAGAACAAAGGACGUAGAGACUCUCGACAAGCGUACAGAGUACACUUGGCGGUAACGUCCUCGCGAGUUGCCUUCAGUGACGCCAAGGUAUCUCUGGAAACCACCGGGAACUGUGGCGUCGGUUCCCUGAAGUACGAUUCCAACGACUUCUUCCAGGCUCGACAGACGAACGACUCGUGUCCAAAACUUCUCCUCACCAGCCACAAAACUCCGAUGACUGAAUUGCCGUCCCUCAUUUGGACACCUCCCGAGUGCGGAUGUGUGCUUGUGAGAGUUCUUGUCAUCGAGAAAGGAACUGUCUACUACGCUGAGCGGGAAGGAGUGAAAAAGGGUCCCUUGGCUCAACUCGUUUGCGUGAAGAAGGCGUCAAGAGAGCAGUACCUGGACACUUUGUGCAGUGUGCUUGACCGCUACCUGACUACAGAGAUCAUUUCCAGCGACUCUUUCCUCACACGCCAUCGGCUGACGGAGAGAACUGCCGACAGGUUCUCCCUUGACCUCAACAUCAAGAUGAGGCGAUCGGAUGCUAGAACCUGCUGCAGUAAGGAUUCGUCUGAGGAACGGAUCGAGUGUUUUAAUGAUUCUCGAUGGCAUCGGAUCGACCGAUUUUGUAAGGAUGGCUCCCCGGACCUUCCGUUGACGGAACUCCGUAUGGUUCACAUGCGGAAUAGGGAACAGGAAUGCUGCUUUAUCUUUGGCAAGUAUCGCUAUCCAUGUUUUGCUGAGGGAAACAAAGCAGGACGUGCAUUUGUGGGAGCAUCGCCCUUGGAUUUUUCAAUGGACGAGACCGAUCCUGCUAACGAUGUAGCCGAAUUUGUUUCUGAGAAGGAUCAAGAUAUUGUGUCAAAGUUAACUCCUCUGAAGUUCGAUGUUGGUGUAAAUGAAGACCCUGUGGAAACCAGGAAAGGGGUUGAACAAUUACCAAAAGACAAGUUCGAAAAAAGCAAUGCGAAAGACACGGAUAACGAAGUGAGAAACAGUAACACAAAGACGGGGGCCGUUAAGCGUGAAAGAAAGAGGAAACACCACAAGGCUACGGAGACAGGUGAUGUCGCUCCGAGCCUAGAGAUCCAGGGCGUGCAUACCACGGGCACUCCAUCGGAAGUCGCACGCUUACCGCCAAGAAGUGAUCAUUCUUUUCCUGGACUGGUCACAGACAGAUCUAGAGGCGCUCCAAGCAAGCCCAGACGCAAGAUGGUGCCUGGUGAGAGAUUUCACGACGCUACAAAUUUUCCAGAUGACGAGACAGACAUUCUAGCCAGAACUUUGACAAACGUCGACAGAAGACUUGGUCUUCGAAAGAGCGGAGAAACGAAAUCUGGACGACGAUCGAGUGGAGAGGGAUUCGGAUAUAGGCAGAACAGUGGAGACAUUGAGAACUACGAUGGUCUUCUGUCGAGCGGCAUUUAUGACAAGGCACGGAACGGCGCCCCAGCCAAAAGACUGUACCCUGAGGCAGAGGGCGGAGCUUCGUGGAUGACGCGUUUUUCUGAGUAUCCAAAGGGGCGUGUUCUGGCUGCAGCACGACAUGUCAGUAGAGGGUUGAACAAACGGCUGUCAAAUGCUGACAGGAGAAGGAAAAGUAGCAAAGUCCAACACGGAAUUGAGGAUCAAGGGAGAGCAUCUGUGGACAAAACUCUAGGAAAACUGGAGAGAAAGCUGCAACGUCUUCGCCUGAAGCAACACUGCUGUGAGGCCGGGGCCGCUGCCGGAGGUCAAGUGUACGGGGGAUUCACGCAUGCGUGGAGAGAAUGUUCACACAGCAGCGAGAAACUGGUGGAUAGGCUGCGCCCGACGUUUGGUCAUAAAGUGUGUCGGGAACAGUUCAAGAAGUGCUGUGUCGAGAUGUCCGUCAGUGGUCCAUCCAUGACGAGUCAAGAAUUCCGCGAAGCCGAAUUCCAGUACCUAGACAACCGUCAGCGUAUUCCAGCCUCACAAAUGGCUGACCAUGGAUUUGAUGGAGUCGGCAGAGAGACCCCAGAAGAAUAUGACGACGCAGGAGAGAAGAGAUACAAGAGCAUGAGAGAAGUUCCCGACGACGAGGACUUCUUUGACGAGGAGUACAAUGGGCCUGCUCGUUUUGACGAGAUUGACGACGAAAUGGCGGCAGAGUAUGGUGGUCUAGAUAGGAGUGGGGUAGAGAAAAAAGACGAGGAGACAAAGAAGAAGGCUCUCAAAUCGAAGCGCAGGAAAGACACUAAAAACGAUGAUGAUGUGGAUGAUGACGAUGAUGUAGAGGAUGAAGAUGAAGAUGAAAAAUUUGAGCUUGAGCUAGGUCUUGUUGAUGUUGGAGCUCUCGAAGGUCAAGUGGUACCCAAGAAAGAAGUUUUAAGGAAAAAUGACAAAAACACCACAGAAACAUCACAGAAAGAGUUCAAGAAAGGCGGUCAAACACCACAAAAUUCAACGACACAAACAGCUGCCGAAAAAGAGGAGAGAAGGGAAGCUGUUGAGGUCAGGCCCAAACAUCACAGAAAAUCAAAAGAGGAAACGGAAAACAAGGAAGCCGCUAUGAGUGGGUUUGAUGCUCAAGUCCUCGACAUAAUUGGGCGCCCGACUCAGCCCAGAGCCCCAUCGAGAUCUCAAAACACACCCAAGCAGCGGCGCAGAAGAAAGCACCACGGCGGAUCCUCAAAAAGAGGACGAUCUCGUUCCCGAUCUAAGGAGGGCAGGCGUCGGUCCUCAAGACGUUCUUCCAGGAAAAGCAAGGAACGUCGACACCGUGGAGGGCGUCACCGUUACGGCCACAAGACGCCGCAAUACCACCACCCAUUCGGACCAGGAGGCGCGAAAGAUUCGCAUGAGAUGGCAGCGAUAAAUACAAGACGCAUGGCCGGCGGUAUGGACUCGAAAGAAUUAGCAGAAGCUUUCAGUCAAGGCACUUUUGCUCAUCCAAUGAGAGACAGGACUCCGUCGCGAUCGAGAAGUCAAUUUUAGUGGUUGAAAUGUGCUAAAUUAGUUAAUGCGAAAGGCAUUAUUUAUUUUAAAAAUGCAAUAAAAUGGUUUUGUUUUAUCUGAAGUACUUACGUUUUUAGAAUGUAUAUCAUACUAUCGUUUUGCCAUGAAUUCAAUUUCUUGCCAACAUCUUUUUUCUGCUAUCAUCCAAAAGGCAUACUACGAAGAGUUUGUAAAGCAAUAAAAACCGUUUUGAAUGCAAACUGUAUUAAAAUAGUGUUUAAAAAGAUAAACUGAGAUAACAUUACAGUAUUGUCAAACAACUGACAUAGGAUUACGCUGAUCGGCUGUUCAUAUUUCAAACUAUGUAUGUCAUUAAUUAUUUGAUAAUUUGGUAGUUUUUAGAACAGUUAUUGUCCACAUUUUUCCAAGAAACACUACCUAUUGUAUAAAAGUCUUAUUACUCCAAUUAAUGAAGUGUUCAUUUGGGAAUUCUUGCCUUGUAUUUUGACAUUCAUAAUAUUUUUUUAAUGAUGUCAUUAAAUGCACCGAAAAAAAAGCAUUUUUAUCUUUAUUCAUCAUAUUUGUAGCCAAUGGGCAUUCUCGAUUUCAUUUUGAUAUGCCGUCCAAAUUAAAUUCAUAAUCAUAAACAUUGAUUCCAAGUUCCCUGGAAAUACACAAGAAUCAUAAUACAAUGUAAUCCUUGUUACGUAUACGCAUUUUAGCUAUUUUAAAUCCUAUUGUUAAGUGUGCUUCUGAUUGUAAAAAUUCGACAUGUUUCCCGUUGAUAGAACUAAAGGGACUGUUUCCAACCUAAAUCACCAAGAUUAAGUACUGCAUCGUGGAAUAGGGAAAAUUCGAAAAGAAAAAUUAAAGAUAAGGGAAGCAGAAGUGUAAACCUGAGUGAAAAGCAAAAAGCAGGAGCUGGAGUGGCAGCAAUAAAUAUAUUCAAACAAAAAAGCGAUGUGAUUUUUGGGAUGCGAAAGUGAGAUUAGGAAGGGUAGACGUGAAAGAGGAUGAGAGAAAAAGAAGGGGAAGGAAGAAUGAGGAGGAGUAUCAGAGCAGCUCAAGUUUGUUGAUUUAAAGAAAAAAAAGGAAAAAAAAAAAGAAAAAAAAACAAAAAGAAAAAACCAUAAAUAUCUCUCAUUGUCCUGUAGGUAAAUUUUUUUCACUCGAAGAGUGUACUAUUGACUAACGAUCAAUGAUUACUCUUCACCCUGUUCAUAAGAUGUGUUUUUUUUAAAAGUAUUUUUAUUUGAUUUACUCUUUUCGGGGUUUCGCGUUUUUUUUAAUGGAUAAGUGUUCAUGUACAACGAAUUGCUGACAAAAUGUUAUUUCCUUGUUUUCUCCCUUUACUCCGUGCCAUGCCAUUUUGAACCAUGACCAAUAAAAGUAUAUGACGUUUUAGUUGGAAAAUAA
Molecule: messenger RNA, 4824 nt
Organism: Aplysia californica (California sea hare)
Lineage: Eukaryota; Metazoa; Mollusca; Gastropoda; Aplysiida; Aplysiidae
Exons: 10
Coding region: 328-3447 (1039 amino acids)
Source: RefSeq, a predicted model, not a curated record